Molecule: messenger RNA, 1533 nt
Organism: Benincasa hispida (wax gourd)
Lineage: Eukaryota; Viridiplantae; Streptophyta; Magnoliopsida; Cucurbitales; Cucurbitaceae
Product: CBS domain-containing protein CBSX5-like
Cellular component (GO): nucleus; cytoplasm
Source: RefSeq, a predicted model, not a curated record
CAAUUCCUCCUUGGUCUUUCGCAUUGGAAAUCCGCUCGUCUCUUCUUUAUCUCGACCCGACCCGACCCGAUUGUUUUUCUUCUCUCUUUCAGAACCGCCAUUUCCGCUGCACCUUCAUCGAUUUUUCUCUUCCAUUUUCAAAUCCUCUCUUGGCUUCUUCGAUCUCAAUUGCUCGUGUAUGGCAGCAAGCUUGUUGGCCUGCGAGGUAUCUGACCUAUGCCUUGGAAAACCUGCGCUUCGAUCCAUAUCCAUCUCCGCCACUGUCGCCGAUGCGUUAUCAGUCUUGACGAGGAUUGACGAAGGCUACAUAAGCAUCUGGAGCUGUGGAGAUCACUCCUCUCUUAAGCCGGAUUUCGAUUUGCAUUGUCGUUGCGUUGGUAAAGUAUGCAUGGUGGAUAUUAUCUGUUUUCUUUGCAGACAAGAGAAUUUGUUGCAACCGGCGGUUGCGCUUCGAUCUCCGAUCUCUGUUUUGAUUCCUGAGGGACUCGGACUGGUUAGACAUUUGGAGCCUCAUGUCAGUUUGAUGGAGGCGAUUGAUCUUAUACACGAAGGAGUUCAUAACCUUGUUAUCCCAAUCAAAAUGAGCACAAGUAAGAGGAAAAGCUUCCUUAAGAAAUCAUCGUCUAAUUCCAUCUCCUCUCUCCAUAACGAUCAAGAAUACUGCUGGCUUGCUCCGGAGGAUAUAAUCCGUUACCUCCUCAACUCAAUCGGACUUUUCAGCCCUAUCGCCGCGAAUCCUAUCGAUUCCUUCAACAUAAUUGACACAAUUAACAUUCUCGCCGUCCAUUACGACGAAUCUGCGUUAUCUAUUCUACCUCUAAUCUCACAAGCGUUGAUUCACCAAUCCUCUGUCGCCAUCGUUGACUUGGACGACAAAUUGAUUGGCGAAAUUUCACCAUUCACGCUCAAUUUCUGCGACGAGACGGUGGCGGCGGCUAUAGCAACGCUCACAGCCGGUGAACUCAUGGCCUAUAUAGACUGUGGCGGCCCGCCGGAUGAUUUAGUGCAAUUAGUGAAAGAAAGAUUGGAAGAGAAAAACUUAGAGGCGGUUCUGGAGUGGUUCGAGGAAGAAUCAUCAACAAUAUCAUCAUCGUCUUCAAUUUGUUCUUCUUCAGAUGAUGAGUUUGGAUCUGGAUCGAGUUGUGGAUCAGGGAGAAGUGGAAAGAUGGGUGGAUACUCAGCGAGAGUAUUGAGAAGAUCAGAGGCGAUUGUUUGUUAUCCAUGGAAUUCUUUGGUUGCAGUAAUGAUUCAAGCUUUAGCUCAUCGAGUCAGCUAUGUGUGGGUCACUCAAGAAGACGGAACUCUCGCCGGAACUGUUACCUUUGCUUCAAUGUUGGCUGUUUUUCGGGAUAGAUUAAAGUCUCUAUAGAAUAACGUUUCACAUAAAAUUUCAAAGCUUAUGGAGUGAUCCAAAAUGGUUUUUGCUUUUGGAGAUUGAACACGAAAAUGGUUAAAAAUCAAUGCAAAAAUCUGAAACUGAUUUGGCAAAAACCCUAACUAGGAAAUGAAAUAACAACUUUACCAUUCCAAAAA